Halteromyces radiatus is the source of this 737-nucleotide messenger RNA. RefSeq lists its product as uncharacterized. The transcript has 4 exons. Gene Ontology annotation, cellular component: mitochondrion. NCBI's taxonomy places the organism in Eukaryota, Fungi, Mucoromycota, Mucoromycetes, Mucorales, Cunninghamellaceae. The record is from RefSeq and is a predicted model, not a curated record. Bases 35 to 496 code for a protein of 153 amino acids.
CUUUUUUUUUUUUUCUUUUCAUUCAUUAUACGCCAUGCUUCGUACAUCUACUUCACGAUUGUUGAGCACACGUCUUAUUCAACGACCUGUAGUCAUGUCUGCUCGUGCUCAAUCUACUUUGGAUACUGGUGAAGUCAUUCAAGAUCCUCAAAUUGGUGAUUAUCCCAACUUGCCUCGUAACAGUACUCAAGCUCGUGGUCCUUUCGGUUGGUGGGAUCCUCAAGAUAAACGUAACUUUGGCGAAACUCUUCACGAAGAAGAUGAACUUUUGGGUGUUUGGGCUCCUGAUCUUCAUACUUAUAGUCCUUACAAGGCUCUUGCUCAAUUGGCUUUGGCUACUGGUGUGCUUACUGCCUUUGCUGGUCUUGUUUACUCCACUUAUCCUGAAAGACCUGCUGUCCAACGCACUUACCCUAACGAUGGUUUGAAGAAGGAUUUGGGUUUCCGUGAAGGUGAUGCUAGACCUCGUGGUGCUCGUCCUGACGAUUCAGAAUAGAUUAUACAUAUAUUUCCGCAAUUGAACAACACCAACCACACAAACACCCUUACGCCGGAUUACUUAUAUACACACAUUAUCUCUCUCUUUUUUUUUUUUCUUACAUCACUGAUGCACGAAUACUCACAUACGCACAUAUAUAUAUCUACAACCCCCCUAUAUUAGUAGUUUGAUGGUUUUUUUUAUACAACAAUAUACAAUUAUUACAAUACAGUACAAAAUGGAUUUUUUGAUCAUUGGG